AUGAUUUUUGUUCUUCUGAUCAAUGAAAAUGAAAUAGGUGUCAAUGGCGAAGAUUCUGAUUUAACAUGUACUUGUGACAUAGUUAAUGGAAGUAUUUGCUUUCAAUACUCAUGCAUAAAAAAACCAUCAACUAGCUGCUUUCCCGGUAUAAGUCAAAUUAUACUUGCUGAUGGCACAUUCAAAGCACUGGCUGAUAUCAACAUUGGCGAUCGAAUACUUGUUAAUGAACAUAAUCUCUACGAACCAGUCAUUGGUUUUAUUCAUGCAAAACGAGAAGGUUUAUUUGACUAUCUUGCAAUUAAACUACAAUCAGUUCUUUCAAAUUCAUCUAGUAUAAUCUUUGUAUCUCCUGAUCAUCUUAUCUUUGACUAUCACUCGGAUGAAGCGCGCUUUGCAGGAAAAUUUCGUCUUGGUGAUCGAGUAUAA
This is a messenger RNA of Rotaria sp. Silwood1, 426 nucleotides long. NCBI's taxonomy places the organism in Eukaryota, Metazoa, Rotifera, Eurotatoria, Philodinida, Philodinidae. The record is from the annotation of a GenBank genome assembly.